GUGCAAGAAAAUAACAACGACUGAAAGAAAUUUCCAUUCAGUGUUCCACGGUGCUUUGAAUUCGUGCUUUGAACAAGGUCAGUUUCUGUUUGGUGGUCCAUGUGUGAAGCAGGAUAGGAGAAUAUUAUCGUUUGGCUGGGGCUGCAUUUAGCAUCGACUGUAUCCACUCAGUUGAGUUGAGUCAAGCAUGCCUUCUUACAAGCUCUUGUACUUUGAUACCCGUGGCCGCGCCGAAGCCACACGGAUGCUGUUCGCUGUGGCGAAUCAGGAGUUUGAAGAUGUCCGCAUCACUAAGGAGGAUUGGCCCAAAGUAAAACCAACCACUCCUCAGGGCCACAUUCCGGUGCUGGUCGUCGACGGUAAACAACUUCCUCAGAGUGCUGCCAUUGAAUCAUUCGUUGCAAAGGAGCUCGGGUUAUACGGCUCUAAUAACUGGGAGGCAGCACAGAUAGAUGUUGUCAAGGAAACACUAAAAGACUUGAUCGACCCUAUGAUCAUGCCCGUAAUGUUUGAGCUAGACAAAGCCAAACAGGCAGAAAACGCCAAAGAGUACUAUGAGAAUGUUGCACCUCCUCAUCUGAAGAAUCUCCAGGAUCUUCUUGAAAAGAACAAAGAUGGAAUAGGAUACUUUGUUGGUGAUAAGGUAUCCCUAGCUGACGUCAUCUUCUUUGUCACCAUGGAGUGGUUUGAGAAGCCACCGUACUCCACCAAGGGCUUGAAAAGCUUCCCCAAACUGGUGGCGCUCAAGGAUCGCCUGGCCACCAACGACCUCGCUAAGCAUCUUAGAGAGCGCCCUCAAGUCUAUUGGAUUCAUGAUUGAAAUUGAGGGCACAGUUGUAAUAUAUAAAGGUUUUACUGGUCUCAUCUAAAAAAAAAUGGUAUGCUACAUGAGUACGAGUGCCGAUACGAUUUUCUAUUUGAUGUUCAGGUACUGUUUUUGUAAUUUGCCAAAAAUAUUACAGUAGGCUUAUAGAAAAAAAAUGACAAAAUUGAUAGUUAUGCUAAUAAGUAGUCCUUACUGUUGAAUAUCAAAAUUUAACCAUUAACGUGAAUAUGUUUUGUCUCAACUUGCUUAACCUGCAUGCUAUGUACGUUUUGUGUUAACUUUAAACUUGUUUGCACCAACAUCAUUGGACAGAAUACGUAAUUUGCAUAAACAUGUAAUUACCAAUUUGAUUAUAGCAUAAUUGGUAUGACUAACCCUUUCUUAAACGCAUAAUGUAUUUCGACUUUCGUUAAAAACAUUUGCAUCUUUUUCAGACCAUGUUUCUUACUGUGCUCUGAACCCAGUUUCUGUUGAUACCCGCAACAUUCCGUUGUUUAUCGAACCGUGAUGUUUUACUGCCUUGAUUACAGAAUCCAUUACCGCUCACAUUAUAGGGCAUCAUGUCGGGAAGAAUAGUCAAUUUUAGAAUCAAUUAUCGUGUGUGUUUAGACCGCCUCGUAAUGGAUGUGUUCUAUAUUUUCUGAAGUAAUCACUUUUAGGUUUUUUUUUAAAUAUUUGUAGUCAUUGCAUGCACUUUAAAAUAAAUAAAAAAGAAACAAGAUAAGAUUGCUGUAGUUUUGAUGUGCAAAGCAAUGUAAGAGUAAAUUUUCGUUUCAGCGAUA
Patiria miniata (bat star) is the source of this 1608-nucleotide messenger RNA. Its product is annotated as S-crystallin SL11-like. Lineage: Eukaryota; Metazoa; Echinodermata; Asteroidea; Valvatida; Asterinidae. The coding region runs from base 188 to 820 and encodes 210 amino acids. The record is from RefSeq and is a predicted model, not a curated record. The transcript has 6 exons. Gene Ontology annotation, molecular function: glutathione transferase activity. Gene Ontology annotation, biological process: glutathione metabolic process.